Messenger RNA from Frieseomelitta varia, 2032 nucleotides. RefSeq names its product histidine--tRNA ligase (gene HisRS). Lineage: Eukaryota; Metazoa; Arthropoda; Insecta; Hymenoptera; Apidae. The transcript has 6 exons. Gene Ontology annotation, molecular function: histidine-tRNA ligase activity; ATP binding. The coding region runs from base 202 to 2013 and encodes 603 amino acids. Gene Ontology annotation, cellular component: cytoplasm; mitochondrion. Gene Ontology annotation, biological process: histidyl-tRNA aminoacylation; mitochondrial translation. The record is from RefSeq and is a predicted model, not a curated record.
UUUAACGAAGAAAAUUUCUCUCUCCGUUUACGAACACGUAUAUCGAGAACACGAAUUGAACAGAUUUCUAAAGUCAAUCAAGCGAAUAGUAAAUUUGACUAGAAUUGUUGGAUGUGAGUUGCUGGAAGGCGCAGUGAUGCCGUGCUGCAUAAACCGGAGUUUGAAAUUGGAGUUGGACGGAGAAAGACUGAAUCGCGCGUUAUGGCUGACGAAAUCGAAGAAAAGUUGCUGGAACGGGUGAAACGACAAGGAGAACUUGUACGAAAACUAAAAGCUGCUAAGGCGAAUGAUAUCCAGGAUUCAACAGUUUUUUUAAACUUAGAAACGCAAUUACAAAGUAUUAACCACGAUUUUGCGGAUGUCAGUUAUGUAUGUGGUUGGAUUCCUACUACGAAAGAUGCAAUAUUUUUUGAUUUCUGCGUAAUCUUCGUUAACGAUCGGCUCUCUAAAUGGCCACACAUAAAAAGAUGGUUUUCAAAUAUUCAAAGUUUCGAUCAAAUUGAACGUAAAGCGUUUCCCGAACUGGAACAGGCAGUUACGCCUCUAAUGAAAAAGGUCGAUCGUAUGUGCAACUUUUGUCUCUCCGACAGAAACUUGAUCGAUCAAAAGAUUGCAGAGGAAGUUUCCAAAUUAUUGGAGUUGAAAGCUCAAUUGGGAGCCAAGAAUGGCGAAGCACCUUCCAAGCUCAUUCUUAAAACGCCUAAAGGUACGCGAGACUAUGGCCCUGAACAAAUGGCACUUCGACUUGCAGUACUGGAUAAAAUAGUGGCAGUGUUUAAAAAGCAUGGCGCAGAAACUAUAGAUACUCCUGUAUUUGAACGAAAAGAAGUUUUGACAGGAAAGUAUGGGGAGGAUUCGAAACUGAUCUAUGACUUGAAGGACCAAGGUGGAGAAAUUUUAUCUUUGAGAUAUGAUUUAACUGUACCCUUUGCUAGAUAUCUGGCAAUGGGAAAGAUCUCUUCCAUAAAAAGGUAUCAUAUAGCAAAAGUUUACCGAAGGGACAAUCCAUCCACAACGAGGGGUAGAUACAGAGAAUUCUACCAAUGCGAUUUCGACAUAGCUGGACAAUACGACCCUAUGAUACCAGAUGCAGAAUGUAUUCGUAUUAUUUCCGAGGCGUUACAAUCUCUGGACAUAGGACCUUAUAGGAUUAAAUUGAAUCACAGAUUGUUAUUGGACGGUAUAUUUGCUGCCUGUGGCGUUCCAAGUGACAAGUUUCGUGCUGUGUGUUCAGCUAUUGAUAAAUUGGAUAAAAAUUCCUGGUCGGAAGUCAGAAAAGAGAUGAUCGAAGAAAAAGGUCUGAAUGAAUCCAGUGCUGACAAAAUUGGCACUUACGUGUCGCAGUUUGGUGAAAUGGAGUUAAUUUCUAAAUUGAGGGAAGACAACGAAUUAAUGAAAUACGAAUCUGCAGUAAAAGGCCUAGAGUCUGUGGAAUUAUUGUUCAAAUACUGUAACAUAUUGCAAGUGACGGACAAAAUAAUUUUUGAUCUUAGUCUUGCUAGGGGACUCGAUUAUUACACAGGUGUAAUAUUCGAAGCGAUAUUGAUCGGUGACGAUGUUGGCGUUGGUAGCGUUGCAGGCGGUGGUCGUUACGACAAUUUGGUUGGAAUGUUUGAUAACAAAAACAAAUCGAUUCCCUGUGUCGGUCUGUCAUUGGGUGUGGAGCGAAUUUUCAACGUUUUAGAGACAAAGUUAAAUAAGGAAGGAGUGAAAACGCGAACUACCGAAGUCGAGGUAUUCGUAGCGACUGCGCAAAAAAACUUGCACGAAGAACGAAUGAAACUUUUGUCGAUUCUUUGGGACGCCGGUGUGAAAGCUGAACAAUCUUACAAAAGAAACGUAAAAUUGCUUGCGCAAUUACAGUAUUGCGAAGAAAGUGGAAUACCGUUGGCUGUAAUAAUCGGCGAAGGAGAACUAGCUAGAGGAGAAGUUACGUUGAGAGAUGUUGCGUCACGUGCCGAGGUUUCGAUUCCACGAGCAUGUUUAAUCGAAGAGAUAAGAAAAAGACUAUAGAAAUAUAUAAUGAAAUACU